UUUGGCCACUAUCCAGACCCGGAUAUGAUGCGGCCGGUUGAAAGCCAAGCACAUUGUCCUCAAAGUGAGAGAGUGCUUGUUUCCUUUUCCUUUUCUUCUUUGGGUAAUUUACAUAUUCCCAAAAUACCCCUUCCAUCUGUCGCCCAUUCAAAUCUGUAAUUCCAUUUCGACCACCCUCUCUUUCUAGCUCCUUCCUGUAAACCAGAGCAAGGAAGCACUCUGUUCAGAAUAGAACUUUCCUUCGCUUCUUUCGUUCAUGGAGUUUCAGAGGCGCCAAGAUCAGAGCCUCUCCCAGCGCAAGGGCCAGAAGCGGAAGCUCGACGAGGAACACCACCACGAGCGGCAGAUCUCGCCGCCGCCGCCCACCGCCGUCGAGCGCGCGGCGCUCCUCUCCGACGUCGCCGAACAGGUGAGCAUCCUCGAGUCGACUUUCACGUGGAACGAAGCGGACCGAUCCGCGGCCAAGCGCGCCACUCACGCGCUCGCCGAUCUCGCGAAGAACGAGGAAGUGGUGAACGUGAUUGUUGAAGGAGGUGCGAUUCCGGCUUUAGUGAAGCAUCUUCAGGCGCCGCCUCUUAGUGACCGCGUCCAGAAGCCAUUGCCGUUCGAGCACGAGGUUGAGAAAGGGAGCGCUUUCGCACUAGGACUUCUCGCCGUCAAGCCAGAGCAUCAACAGCUCAUUGUUGACAGUGGCGCCUUAACACAUCUUGUUGAUCUUUUAAAGAGGCACAAGAAUGGCUUAACUUCUCGUGCAAUUAAUAGUCUCAUUAGAAGGGCUGCAGAUGCUAUUACUAAUCUUGCUCAUGAGAACAGCAGCAUUAAAACCCGUGUCAGGAUGGAAGGUGGAAUUCCACCACUUGUUCAUUUGCUUGAUUUCGCUGAUGCAAAGGUGCAAAGAGCAGCUGCUGGUGCUCUGCGAACCCUGGCUUUUAAAAAUGAUGAAAAUAAAAAUCAGAUUGUUGAUUGUGAUGCUCUUCCAACUUUGAUUUUAAUGCUACGUUCUGAAGAUGCUGCUGUUCAUUAUGAAGCGGUUGGUGUGAUUGGAAAUCUAGUCCACUCUUCACCUAAUAUAAAGAGAGAAGUUCUUCUUGCUGGAGCUUUACAGCCAGUUAUUGGAUUACUUAGUUCCUGCUGUUCUGAAAGCCAGAGAGAAGCAGCCUUGUUACUUGGACAAUUUGCAGCAACUGAUUCAGACUGCAAGGUUCACAUUGUACAGAGAGGUGCUGUUCGACCUUUGAUAGAGAUGCUUCAGUCUCCUGAUGUACAACUCAGGGAAAUGUCUGCUUUUGCGUUGGGGAGAUUGGCCCAGGACACACAUAACCAGGCUGGUAUUGCACACAAUGGUGGCUUAGUGCCGUUGCUCAAGCUUCUUGACUCAAAAAAUGGGUCUUUGCAACAUAAUGCUGCUUUUGCUCUUUAUGGCCUUGCAGAUAAUGAGGAUAAUGUGUCCGAUUUCAUUAGGGUAGGUGGAGUUCAGAGACUGCAGGAUGGAGAAUUUAUUGUUCAAGCAACUAAAGACUGUGUUGCCAAGACGUUGAAAAGAUUAGAGGAGAAGAUCCAUGACCGCGUGCUGAACCAUUUGUUAUAUCUUAUGCGAGUUUCAGAAAAGGGUUGUCAAAGACGAGUUGCUUUGGCUCUUGCACAUCUUUGUUCUGCAGAUGAUCAGAGACAAAUUUUUAUUGAUCACUAUGGUCUUGAGUUGCUUCUUGGGCUUCUUGGCUCAUCUAGCUCUAAGCAGCAACUUGAUGGUGCUGUGGCUUUAUGCAAGUUGGCCAAUAAAGCCUCAACCCUGUCUCCUGUGGAUGCUGCUCCUCCUUCUCCAACACCACAGGUCUAUUUAGGAGAGCAGUAUGUAAACAAUGCCACAUUGUCUGAUGUUACCUUUUUGGUUGAAGGCAAACGAUUUUAUGCUCAUAGGAUUUGUCUACUUGCAUCUUCAGAUGCAUUUCGUGCAAUGUUUGAUGGUGGUUACAGGGAGAAGGAGGCAAGAGACAUAGAGAUUCCAAAUAUUAGAUGGGAGGUUUUUGAGUUGAUGAUGAGAUUUGUAUAUUGUGGAUCAGUUGAUGUCACUCUGGAUAUUGCUCAGGAUCUUCUUCGAGCAGCUGAUCAAUAUCUUUUGGAAGGACUUAAGAGACUCUGUGAGUACACAAUUGCACAGGAUAUAUCGUUAGAGAAUGUGUCAAGUAUGUAUGAACUUUCAGAAGCCUUCAAUGCAAUAUCAUUGAAGCAUGCAUGCAUCCUUUUUAUCUUGGAGCAAUUUGAUAAAUUGAGUGCAAGGCCAGGGCACUCUCUUCUGAUUCAGCGAAUAAUACCAGAGAUCCGCAAUUACUUUGUUCAAACUCUGUAAAAGGCCAACAACUCCCAUAACAACCGACUGUAGUAUGCAUCCAUUCUAUUCUUGACCUCUAACCAAUUGUGUUGUACAGAAUGUAGAUGAUGUUAUUUCUUUUGUUGAACCAGAAGGGGAUAGCUUGGCCAAAAGAAAUAUCUAACGCCUAAGUCAUACUUCUCUUUUUAAAUGAGGUGUAAGCCCCUUUCUGUCUGUAAUGUCAUUAUCAUAGAUAUAGCAAAUAUGACCUUCACGAACAUUUUUUUUUCUUGCAAUGUGAUAGUGACUUGACAGUUCUCUCAGAUGACUACGUGAGGAAAUUACCAUUGUUGACUUCAUGACUAUAGGUGUGAAUAUUGUUUCCCGAAUGUAUAUAUGGCGAAAAGUUGGUUUUCUGCAAGGAAAUUGAGCUGCUGUGAUAACUUCCGCCGGACCAUUAAAUCCUGUCAUAUGACAUGGAAAUCUGUUGUAAAUUAUUGUUGCAAUUACUUCAUUUAAAUAUUCGGAUGUCCGAAGGCAUGCUUCUGACGCUGCUCAAAAUUUUACUAUAUUAUGCAUAUAGUCCAGCAACAAGAGUUUUUGAUUUAUGAUUGAAAAGAAAUAAUUAGUUGAUGGCAGAAACUGGAAGUGUCAUAUGUAUACAGUUAGCUUUGAUCUAAUUAUCGUAACUGACUAGUGAUUAAGCUGCAAACCCUAAUUGACUUCUUACUAACCGUAAAAGCAUGUGUAUCACAUCAACGCUCGACAAUGGCCAACAGAGAUGUUCGGUGCUUGCAUAAUCCAAGCAUGAAGAUUGAAGAGUCCUCUGAUGCCUUGCACCGGGGGAAGGUACCCAGCCCGACUUCGGAAGGAAUUAUUGAAACGCUGAAGCCAGAAGAUGGUAAAGAUAGUCUGUUGGACAAAAAUAGUUGGCAUAAAAUGUUUAUAGACCUAGAAGUGUUGGAUAAAAGCAGUUAAGUUAAAAGUAAACGAUAGCUGUUCGAUAAUAAGUGUUGUGUGUGAAAAAAAUGUUUUAAAAUAAUUGUUUUGUUAAUUUUUUAA
Messenger RNA from Cajanus cajan (pigeon pea), 3370 nucleotides. RefSeq names its product ARM REPEAT PROTEIN INTERACTING WITH ABF2. The record is from RefSeq and is a predicted model, not a curated record. NCBI's taxonomy places the organism in Eukaryota, Viridiplantae, Streptophyta, Magnoliopsida, Fabales, Fabaceae. Gene Ontology annotation, molecular function: protein binding.